Molecule: messenger RNA, 2202 nt
Organism: Acomys russatus (golden spiny mouse)
Lineage: Eukaryota; Metazoa; Chordata; Mammalia; Rodentia; Muridae
Gene: Plat
Product: plasminogen activator, tissue type
Exons: 13
Coding region: 74-1765 (563 amino acids)
Biological process (GO): smooth muscle cell migration; plasminogen activation
Cellular component (GO): extracellular region
Molecular function (GO): serine-type endopeptidase activity
Source: RefSeq, a predicted model, not a curated record
UUCCUUUGCCCUCCCACCUCACAUCUUAAUUGCUUUUAUUUUUCUCCUAAAACUUAAGGGAUCCCCCCAAGAAAUGGGAGGCAAGAUGAAGAGACAGCUGCUGUGUGUACUGCUGCUUUGUGGAGUGGUUUUCACAUUGCCUGACCAGGGAAUGCACAGCAGGUUCAGAAGAGGAGCCCGGUCCUACAGAGCCACCUGCAGAGAUGAGCAAACACAGACAACAUACCAACAGCAUCAGUCCUGGUUGCGCCCCAUGCUCAGAAGCAGUCGGGUGGAGUACUGCUGGUGCAACAGUGGCUUGGCACAGUGCCACUCGGUGCCUGUCAGAAGUUGCAGUGAACCAAGAUGCUUCAAUGGGGGCACGUGUCAUCAGGCCCUGUAUUUCUCUGACUUUGUCUGCCAGUGCCCUGAUGGAUUUGUUGGGAAACGCUGUGACAUAGAUACCAGAGUAACAUGCUUCGAGGACCAGGGCAUCACCUACAGGGGCACAUGGAGCACAGCAGAAAACGGGGCUGAAUGCACCAACUGGAAUAGCAGUGCUUUGUCCCUGAAGCCCUACAAUGCAAGGAGGCCAGAUGCCGUCAAGCUGGGCCUUGGGAACCACAAUUACUGCAGGAACCCAGACCAAGACUCAAAGCCCUGGUGCUAUGUCUUUAAGGCAGGGAAGUAUACUUCGGAGUUCUGCAGCACACCGGCUUGCCCUAGGAGAAAAGGUGAGGACUGCUAUGUUGAAAAAGGCUCAGCUUACCGUGGCACCCACAGCCUCACCACAUCUAAGGCUUCCUGCCUCCCAUGGAAUUCCAUGAUCCUCAUACGCAAGAGUUACACAGCGUGGAGGACCAACGCGCAGGCACUCGGCCUGGGCAGACACAAUUACUGCCGGAAUCCAGACGGGGAUGCCAAGCCUUGGUGCCACGUGCUGAAGGACCGAAAGCUGACCUGGGAAUACUGUGACGUGUCCCCGUGCUCCACCUGUGGCCUGAGGCACUACAAACAGCCCCAGUUUCGAAUUAAGGGAGGUCUCUUCACCGACAUCGCCUCGCACCCUUGGCAGGCUGCCAUCUUUGUCAAGAACAGGAGGUCUCCCGGAGAGAGAUUCCUGUGCGGAGGGGUGCUCAUCAGUUCCUGCUGGGUCCUGUCUGCCGCCCACUGUUUCCUAGAGAGGUUUCCCAUCCACCAUCUUAAAGUGGUCUUGGGCAGAACGUACAGAGUGGUCCCUGGAGAGGAGGAACAGACAUUUGAGGUUGAAAAAUAUGUAGUCCAUAAGGAAUUUGAUGAUGACACUUAUGACAAUGACAUUGCAUUGCUGCAGCUGAGAUCAGAUUCCAAGCAGUGUGCCCGGGAGAGCGGCUCUGUAGGCACCGUCUGUCUUCCUGACCCUAACCUGCAGCUUCCUGACUGGACAGAGUGUGAGCUGUCUGGCUAUGGCAAACAUGAGGCCUCCUCUCCUUUCUUCUCUGAACGGCUGAAGGAGGCACAUGUGAGACUGUACCCAUCCAGCCGCUGUACUUCACAGCACUUGUUUAAUAAAACCAUCACAAACAACAUGCUGUGUGCUGGAGACACCCGAAGUGGAGGCGGCCAAGACCUCCAUGACGCAUGCCAGGGUGACUCGGGAGGCCCUCUGGUGUGCAUGCUCAAUAAACACAUGACGUUGGUUGGCAUCAUCAGCUGGGGCCUUGGCUGUGGGCAGAAGGAUGUUCCUGGGGUAUACACAAAGGUUACUAAUUACCUGGACUGGAUCCAAGACAACAUGAAACAAUGACAAAGAAAGCCCAGCUCACUGAAGCCGGAGGAGGACCUGCCUUCCUUGUCUACAGAAGACACACCGAAAAGGCCAAGUGCUCUUCACACGAUCAUCUUUAUAAACUGCCGCUUGGCAGAAGGAAGAAGGGUCUGCAGGAGAGGACAUAGUGUUCAUCUGUCCCGGGUACUUCACAGUUUCUGAGUUUUCAGGGACGAAGAUCUGACUUUAGAAUUACUCUGUCAGAUGAGAUGAUGGGAAAAUGCCAAUCCUCCUAUAACUCUAGGAUUUCAAAAAGCAAGGUGGACCAAAGUCCACCCUUCUGGUCCACCAUUUUGUACACUGGACCACAAGAUCAUGUCUCAAUAAUAAAAUACAACUUGAUCCUUCAGGAGAGAAAGUUUGCAUCGGGGACAAGGAUUCAUAUUUACAGCUAGAAGAGGGCCCAGUGGGGCCUC